Molecule: messenger RNA, 1197 nt
Organism: Pimephales promelas (fathead minnow)
Lineage: Eukaryota; Metazoa; Chordata; Actinopteri; Cypriniformes; Leuciscidae
Source: RefSeq, a predicted model, not a curated record
AUGUUGUGUUCUCUCUCUCCGUCAGUGUACUAUGAGGGUCUUCAGGACAAGCUGGCGCAGGUGCGUGACGCGCGGGCGGCACUGAACGCUCUGAGAGAGGAGCACCGGGAGAAGCUGCGACGGGCCGCCGAGGAGGCUGAGAGACAAAGACAAAUCCAACUCGCCCAGAAACUGGAGAUCAUGAGGCAGAAGAAACAGGAGUAUCUGGAGAUGCAAAGGCAGCUGGCGAUUCAGCGUCUGCAGGAGCAGGAGAAGGAGAGACAGAUGCGCCUGGAGCAGCAGAAACACACCAUUCAGAUGAGAGCACAGAUGCCUGCCUUCUCUCUGCCUUACUCACAGAUGCAGUCGCUGCCUCCUAACGUGGCCGGAGGGGUGGUGUACCCCCCCGCUGGCCCUCCCAGUUACCCAGGCACGUUCAGUCCUGCUGGUUCAGUGGAAGGGUCGCCCAUGCAUGGAGUCUACAUGAACCAGCCCGGACAGACGUCUGCUGGUGGCCCGUACCAGGCCAUGCCCGCAGAUCCCAACAUGGCUUACAUGUAUCAGCCUGCAGGCACCAGCGGGCAGCCAGUCGCCCCUGGACAAGCCCCUCCCACAACCACCCCUGCCUACACUAACUACCAGCCAACACCCACGCAGGGCUACCAGAACGUGGUUUCCCAAGCUCAGAGUUUGCCCCCUAUGUCCCAGGCUCCCCCCACCAAUGGUGUUGCCUACAUGGGCUACCACCAGCCAUACAACAUGCAGAAUAUGAUGAGCGCUCUUCCAGGACAAGACCCCAACAUGCCUCCCCAACAAUCCUACAUGCCUGGGCAGCAGCCCAUGUACCAGCAGAUGGCUCCCCCUGGUGGUCCGCAGCAGCAAUCCCAACAGCAGCAGCACCCGCAGGCUCCUCCGGGCAGUGCAGAGGCUCAGCUCAUUUCAUUCGACUGAUCGCUCAUCAUAUGCCUUCACCCGCCAGGUCCAGCACACUACAUCCAACCCUCCCGCACCCUGCCGGUUCUGGGGUCAUUAUCCUCACCUGCUCUCACUCCACAAGUGUUGAAGGUGUACAAAUACAAGUAAAAGCAUCUGGCCGUCUGAGUCCCUCUCCCUUCCCUGUCUCUUUAAACGAAGGAGGAGAGGCUACAGAUGGAGCUGGUGGGGAACCUUUGUCUCUCAGCUGGAUGAAUCUCACAAAACCCAAUGUCUGGGUCACAU